Messenger RNA from Funneliformis geosporum, 1416 nucleotides. The record is from the annotation of a GenBank genome assembly. Lineage: Eukaryota; Fungi; Glomeromycota; Glomeromycetes; Glomerales; Glomeraceae.
AUGACGAGCGAUUCAGAACAAACCUCAAAUUCUUUCAAAAAACGAGGUUUGAAUUUCACUGGAUCAUCAAAAAGUCAAAACAAAGGAAAGAAUGUUGAUUCAACUAAUCGUUCAAGGUCUAAAAAAUCAAGAAUUCACCUUGAAUAUGAGCCGGUUGUUACUGAUAUCUUUCAAGAAGAAGCCAUAAGAGAAGUAGCCCCUUCCAAAGGUCUGGUCAAACAAACGGUGACGCCCGGCGAAAAGUUACUACUUGGGCAUAAAGUACGCCACCAAGUAGCUGUUCCUCCAAACUACCUUUAUGUUCCAAUUUCCAAACAUGUACCGCCAAAAGAGCCGGCGUGGACUUAUCCUUUUAAAUUGGAUCCUUUUCAAGAACACGCCAUAUCUUGUAUAGAAAGAUCCGAAUCUGUAUUGGUGAGCGCGCACACUUCUGCUGGUAAAACGGUCGUAGCUGAAUAUGCCAUCGCUCAAAGUUUAAAAAACAAGCAAAGGGUCAUUUAUACUAGUCCGAUCAAGGCGUUAAGUAACCAGAAAUAUCGAGAAUUACAACAUGAAUUCAAGGACGUUGGUUUAAUGACCGGGGAUGUCACUCUUAGCCCAAAUGCAAGUUGCAUCGUUAUGACAACUGAAAUUCUUCGUAGUAUGUUAUAUAGAGGCAAUGAAAUAUUACGUGAAGUAGCUUGGGUUAUAUUCGAUGAAAUUCAUUACAUGAGAGAUAAAACUCGAGGUGUUGUUUGGGAAGAAACAAUCAUAAUGUUGCCUCAUAACGUCCACUUUGUUUUUUUAUCUGCCACAAUUCCAAAUGCUAUGGAGUUUGCUGAAUGGAUAUGUAAGCUUCACGAACAGCCUUGUCACGUUGUUUAUACCGAUUUUCGUCCAACUCCACUACAACAUUAUAUGUAUCCUGAUGGGGGGAAUGGAAUUUAUAUGGUACUUGAUGAAAAGGGUUUAUUUAAUGAAGAACAUUUCCAGGAGGUUCUUUCGCAUUUACCGGACGUUCUAAAUGGCGAGGAAAAUCCCAGCAAAAGAAAGAUUACGGACACGCCUAAUGUUUAUAAGAUUAUUAAAACGUGUAUGCAAAAAGGGUUUAACCCGGUAAUUGCUUUCGCUUUUGAUGAUGAAAAAGAAUUGGUAAAAAAAGUCUUCGAGAAUGCAGUUGAUUUACUACCAGAAGAAGAUCGUCAUCUAUCAUCAUUUCAUAACAUGCUCCCUUUAUUAGAACGCGGUAUAGGGGUACAUCAUUCUGGGUUAUUGCCUUUUAUGAAGGAAGUAGUGGAGCUUUUAUUUCAAGAAGGGCUAUUAAAAGUUCUUUUUGCCACAGAAACAUUUGCCAUGGGAUUAAAUAUGCCGGCAAGGACCGUAGUUUUUUGUGAAUUAACAAAAUUUGAUGGAAUCAAAAGAAGAACGGUUUGCUAG